Jaculus jaculus (lesser Egyptian jerboa) is the source of this 1454-nucleotide messenger RNA. It is a transcript of the gene Eif2b2, whose product is annotated as eukaryotic translation initiation factor 2B subunit beta. Gene Ontology annotation, molecular function: translation initiation factor activity; guanyl-nucleotide exchange factor activity. The record is from RefSeq and is a predicted model, not a curated record. NCBI's taxonomy places the organism in Eukaryota, Metazoa, Chordata, Mammalia, Rodentia, Dipodidae. Gene Ontology annotation, cellular component: eukaryotic translation initiation factor 2B complex. Gene Ontology annotation, biological process: translational initiation. The transcript is spliced from 8 exons. The coding region runs from base 56 to 1111 and encodes 351 amino acids.
GAAGCUGUGCAGUCCAUCUGGAGAGGUGUCCACGAAUCUGGCGGUUGCUCCGAAGAUGCCGGGAGCCGCGGGGAAGGGCUCGGACCUGUCCGAGAGGAUCGAGAGCUUCGUGGAGACCCUAAAGCGGGGCGGCGGGCGGCGCCGCUCGGAGGACAUGGCUCGCGAGACCCUGGGGCUGCUGCGCCGGAUCAUCACCGAUCACCACUGGAGCACGGCGGGGGAGCUGAUGGAGCUGAUCCGCAGAGAGGGCAAGAGGAUGACGGCCGCUCAGCCCUCCGAGACCACCGUGGGCAACAUGGUGCGGAGAGUUCUCAAGAUCAUCCGGGAGGAGUAUGGCAGACUGCAUGGACGCAGCGACGAGAGCGACCAGCAGGAGUCCCUGCACAAACUCUUGACGUCCGGAGGCCUGAGCGAGGAUUUCAGCUUCCAUUAUGCCCAACUCAAGUCCAACAUCAUCGAGGCGAUUAAUGAACUGCUGGUGGAGCUGGAAGGCACCACGGAGAACAUUGCAGCCCAGGCUCUGGAGCACAUCCACUCCAAUGAGGUGAUCAUGACCAUUGGCUUCUCCAGGACAGUUGAGGCCUUCCUUAAAGAGGCUGCCCGAAAGAGGAAGUUCCAUGUCAUCGUGGCAGAGUGUGCUCCUUUCUGCCAGGGUCAUGAAAUGGCUGUCAAUUUGUCCAAAGCAGAUAUUGAGACAACUGUCAUGACUGAUGCUGCCAUUUUUGCUGUUAUGUCAAGAGUCAACAAGGUGAUCAUUGGCACGAAGACCAUCCUAGCCAAUGGUGCCCUGAGAGCUGUGACAGGAACUCACACGCUGGCACUGGCAGCAAAACACCACUCCACCCCACUGAUUGUUUGCGCACCUAUGUUCAAGCUUUCCCCACAGUUCCUCAGUGAAGAAGAUUCAUUUCACAAGUUUGUGGCUCCCGAAGAAGUUCUUCCUUUCACAGAAGGGGACAUUCUGGAGAAGGUCAGUGUUCACUGCCCUGUGUUUGACUACGUGCCGCCCGAGCUCAUUACCCUCUUCAUCUCCAACAUUGGUGGGAAUGCACCAUCCUACAUCUACCGCCUGAUGAGCGAGCUCUACCAUCCUGAUGACCACACCCUGUGACCGCACUCAUCCUGACUGGCUACACCCAGAGAGGAGCAGAGACAGUACUGCUGCUGCAGCGUCCCCUAGCAGCCGGGCAGGGGCAGUCAGCCUGCGAGACCUCAGCGCUGUGUCCUGCCUUCUAGUCACCCUGACAAGACGUACGUCCCGGACAGCAGAAGGGUUCAGCCUGUUGAUUUUGGAGCCUCUAAGUGACCUGGCUGUGUGUGUUUGAGUAACUUCAAUUUUCUGAUUCUGUGGUAUAUUACAUAUGCCACUGACUACCUUGCUAGAAUAGACUUUUGCUCAGAAAUGGCUCCCAUGCCUUUUCAUAGGCUAAGCCAAUAAACCCUGCUGGAAGGUU